Messenger RNA from Alternaria arborescens, 2187 nucleotides. RefSeq lists its product as hypothetical. The record is from RefSeq and is a predicted model, not a curated record. NCBI's taxonomy places the organism in Eukaryota, Fungi, Ascomycota, Dothideomycetes, Pleosporales, Pleosporaceae. Bases 1 to 2187 code for a protein of 728 amino acids. The transcript has a single exon.
AUGAUGAAGCUUACCGUUGCCUUCUUGGCCGCUCUCGCUGCCGCCGAUGCCGCUGAGGCUCGCAGCCAUCGCCAGGCCCGUCGCCAAUACGGUGCCACCGACUCCUACGGUGGAGGAAACAGCUACGGUGGUGGCAACAGCUACGGCUCCAACAACGGCGGAUACGGCGCCCAGCCCCCUGCUGGAUCCAGCUCUGCCGUGCCCGUUGUCAGCUCUGCUACUCCCAUCGUCAGCUCUGCCGUCCCGGUCGUUAGCUCUGCUACUCCCGUAGAGACCCCCGAGGCCUCCACCUCCGCAACCCCCGUUGUCUCCUCGGUCCCAUACGUCCAGACCUCUUCCCCAGCUUUCGAGACUUCCAGCACCCCUGCUGAUGCCACCUACACUCCUUCCACCUCUGCUGGUGGCUACGGAGCCGUCCCCCCUGCCGGUGGUGCCAGCUCCAGCUCUCCCGUCCCUGAGGCUGCUACCAGCUCUGCUGCCAGCUCUGGUUACCCAGUUGGUGGCGGCUACGGAGGUGUCCCCUCUUCUGCCGUCCCUGAGGCUGCUACCUCCAGCUCUGCUGUCAUCCCCACCAUCAGCUCCACCGCUGCUGCCAGCUCCGCCUACGGAACUGGCUACUCCGCCGUUGUCCCCUCUGGCGCCAGCUCCAGCUCCGUUCCAGGUGUUAGCAUGAGCUCCGCUAUUCCCUCCGGCUCUUACCCCGUCGGUGGCGGUUACGGUGGCGUCCCAUCUUCCGCUGUCCCCGAGGCUGCCACCAGCAGCUCCGUCGUUCCCGGCGUCAGCAUGAGCUCCGCUAUCCCCUCCGGCUCUUACCCCGUCGGUGGCGGCUACGGUGGUGUUCCCUCCUCAGUCGUCCCUGAGGCUGCCACCAGCAGCAUGGCCGGAACUGGCUACCCUCUCUACCCCACUGGCACUGGAUCCCGCCCCGCUGGUGUCUCUUCCACCCCUGUCAGCGACAUGGUGACCUCCACCAUCUACAGCACUCAGAUCUUCACCAAGACUGCCUGCCCCCCUACCGUCACUGACUGCCCGGCUCACUCCACCGAGCUCGUCACCAGCGUUGUUGCCGUCGGCACCACUGUCUGCCCCGAGGGUGAACUUCCCCAGGCCCCCCCCACCGCCGGUGUGACCAGCUCCUACCCCGUCUCUGAGGUCGUCCAGACCUACACCGAGACCCUCGUCUACACUGUCGGUGUUGGCUCGACUGCUCACCCAGUCACCACUGAGGUUACCUCCACCUCCACCUCUACCCAGUACUCCACUGUCGUCAUCACUGUCGGCAAGCCCACUCCUACUGGUGAGGUUCCCUCUGAGGCCACUGGCCCCGCUGGCGGCGAGAACUCCUACCCCACUGGCCCUGCUGGUGGCGAGUCUGCCUACCCCGAGGGCGGUGAGGAUGUCACUUCCACCAUCAAGUCUACCUCCACCUCCACCAAGUACGUCACCGUCAAGCCCACUCCCACUGGUGAGGGUGACGUUCCCGCCGACUCCGAGUCCAACCCCUCUGGACCCGCUGGUGGCAACGGUGCUUACCCCACUGGCCCUGCUGGUGGUGAGAACGCCUACCCUACCGGCCCUGCCGGUGGUAACGCCACUCCUUCCGUUCCUGCUGGAAGCGAGGGUGGUGAGGACUGCGCUGCUCCCGUCACUGUCACCGUAACUGCCAAGGAGACUGUCACUGUUACCAAGGGUGGUGACUACCCUGCUGCUACCCCCGAGACCCCCGCUCCUGAGGUUCCCUCUGAGCAGACUGCUUCCUCCGGCAUGCCCUCUGUUCCUACUGGCAUGUACCCCGUCCCCGGUAACGGCACCAACCCCUACCCUGCUGGCCCAACUGGCUUCAAGACCUCCACCAAGCCUGCUUACCCCACUGGCACCGGUGCCGUUCCCGUUCCCAGCAGCGCCACCUCUGUCCUCCCCAGCUUCUCUUUCGUCUCUGAGGUAGCCACCCCUACCGGCGAGACUGCUAUCCCCUCUUCCACCGUCCCUGCCGGUGCUGAGUCCAGCGCUGCCUACCCCGUUGGUGGUGGCUACGGCGGUGCCUCCUCCGCUCCUGCCUCCUCCAAGACCCCUGAGGCUGCCGUCUCUUCCUCCACCGAGGCUUACACUCCUCCUGCCGCCACCCCUACCCCUGACAACAGCUACGGCUCUGGCAGCGGUUACGGUUCCGGCUACGGCACCUACUAA